AUGUACGGCUUGAAGCAGGCCCCUCGUGCCUGGUACCACCGGUUCGCCUCCUACAUCGCCACUCUGUUUGUCCUCCACUAUGCGGCAGACACGGCAUACUUACUGCUCUAUAUGGACGACAUCAUCGUCACCGCCUCGUCGACGAGUUUUCUUGAGGGGCUCCUUGCGCAUCUUCAUAGCGAGCUCGCCAUGACUGAUCUUGGGGACCUCCACUACUUCCUGGGUAUGAAGCUUCUUCCCGACGCCACCGACUACAGGAGCAUCGUGGGCAGUCUUCAGUACCUCACACUGACGCGCCCCGAUAUCUCCUACGCUGUUCGGCAGGCCUGUCUUCACAUGCAUGCUCUGCGCACGUCUCACUUGGAUCUCGUGGAGUUUGGCCUCCAGCUCCACGCCUCCUCGUCGACCGCCCUUGUGGCCUACUCCGACGCCGACUGGGCAAGCUGUCCGGACUCGCGCCGCUCCACCUCCGGUUACUGCGUCUACUUCGGUGAUAGUCUCAUCUCUUGGUCCUCCAAGCUGUGUCCCGUUCCUCUGCAGAGGCUGAGUACCGCGCCGUCGCCCACGCCGUCGCCGAGUGCUGUUGGCUCCGCCAGUUGCUCCCGGAACUUCAUCGCCCCCUGA
Messenger RNA from Lolium perenne, 624 nucleotides. RefSeq lists its product as uncharacterized. Lineage: Eukaryota; Viridiplantae; Streptophyta; Magnoliopsida; Poales; Poaceae. The record is from RefSeq and is a predicted model, not a curated record.